Molecule: messenger RNA, 2407 nt
Organism: Moneuplotes crassus
Lineage: Eukaryota; Ciliophora; Spirotrichea; Euplotida; Euplotidae
Source: the annotation of a GenBank genome assembly
UGGGCAUUAGUAAUUCGAUCGCUCCAAAAAUUGAAGAUUACAGAAUUGAGUAUCAUGAUGUGGCAUUUUCAAGGUGUUCUUUCGGAAUUUACAAUGGGAAGAAACCUCUUAAAAAGAUGAUUCAUAUUUAAAGUUCCAGAUUUCGGUACAGAAACUAUUAACUGAAGCAGCUCCAUCCUCACAGUAGGCUGGCUUCUUUCUGAAGUAACCAGGAGGUACAAUGAGAAAUGAUCUAGGAUGACUAAAUUCAGUGGAGUUUACCAUAAGAGAAGGCUUAUAGUUGGACUAAAAAGUGUGAAGACUAUCCCGGCAUUGGACUAUUACCUCACUCAACUAGGAAAUACGCUCGAGCCACUUGAAGAUAAUACCACUCUGGAAGUCCACUUCUCCAAAAAGAAAUCUAAAAAGUUAGGUGAUUAUGGCAGGGCCAACGUCUCAAAGGAAGACUUCGAGUACCUCAAGGUGAUCGGAAAAGGAGGUUACUCUAAGGUUACCUUAGCCAGGAAGAAGGAUAGCGGUCGGAUAUAUGCAGUCAAAAUUAUGAAGAAGGCAGAUGUCUUUAACCGAACCAAAAGGAGCUUCUUUAGGUCUGAAGUCCAAAUCCAAAAUUCUCUAAAAGAAUGCAACUUUAUAGUCGAUCUUUAUUAUGCGUUUCAGACUCAAGAUGAGCUGUAUCUUGCAAUGGAUCUUUGUGUGGGAGGAACUCUGUUCUAUUUCUUGAACCAACUAGAGCCAGGAAUCAAAAAUGAGCAAGUUGCGAAGUUUUACCUAGCUGAGAUCAUCAUAGCAAUGGAGUUCAUCCAUUGAAAGAACAUUAUGUACAGAGAUCUGAAGCCAGAGAACGUCCUGAUUGAUAUAGACGGACAUAUAAAGAUUGCAGAUUUUGGAUUAGCCAAGAAACUCAGGCAUCCUGAAGAUCUUAGUUCGACAUUUUGAGGUUCACCUGAAUAUUUAGCACCCGAAAUGUUACUUGGUGCAAAGCAUGAUAGAAGAGUUGAUUUUUACACACUCGGAUGCCUCAGUUAUGAACUUUUAGUGGGAAUCCCACCAUUUUAUGCAGAGGAUAAGCAAGAAAUGGCAAGGGAAAUUCUUUCAGGCACCCUAUUCUUCCCAAGUGGAGUAUCUGAAGAAGCCAGAGAUUUAAUGAAAUGGAUACUGAGUAAAGAUCCUCAAAACAGGCCCUCGAGCUUUAGUGAGAUUAAAAACCAUAAGUUCUUCGAAGACAUUCACUGGGGAAAGUUCCAGAGGAAGCAAGUUGUGCCUCCAUGGCUUCCUAAUUUGUACAACUGGCAUUAUAAUCCGAAAUUUAUGAAUAUUCCUCUCGAUCAGGCCUUUGGUGAAAAGGUCGACAAGCAAGAGCUCGAAGAUAGAGAAAGCUUUUAUAUUGAGAUAAACACAGAUAGUGUGAUGAUUGACAAAAUCUCCUUACUUGAACAUGAAUACGGAUCGCUCGUUGGUCAAGAGAGAUCGCCUGGCCAGAUUUACGAGUCCACUGACUGAAAAGAAUACCUCGAAAAUUUCGAUUUUGAGCAAGAUCCUGAAGAAGAACUUUAUAUUAAAGAGCAGAUUGAAGGGUAUAAAAAGAGAUUUAAUCAACUCAAGAAAGCCAAAAGUGAAGAAUCGAAAAUACCUGAAUCUAUAGAUGAGUCUUUUGAGUUUAGAGAUACUGAUGAAUCAUACUGAGGCUCUCUCAAUGCCAAUAGAAUCAAACAAUCAAUGAUUUCUGAUAGAAUGCAUGGUUUUGGGGUUGAAAAAAAUGAGAGAAAAUAAGAGUGUAAUCAAUUCUAUCAUCAGACAUAAUUUAUCCAGUGUUAAGAAAUCGAAAAGAAUUAGAGAUUCUUCAUUCAAUACAGUAUGCAUGAAUCCAGACGACACAAAUGCUUCAAGUUUGUCUCAUGAUAAUGACAUCAAUCCGAAGGAUGGCUAUAAGCUCACAAAAUUUAAUAGUCAGAUGAGUCUUUCUCCUACAAAAUUGCGUCCAACAAAGUCUAUAAUGCAGAAGAAGAAUACCGAAGAGGAAAAAGUAGAGUCAGGGACAGACGAGAAUAACUAUUUAAUAAAUAACCAUAAAAUGACUAGAUGCUCUUUUAAAAGAUAUAAGAAAUAUCUGAACAGGCCUCAAACGACCAAAAAUAACUAUGAAAGAAAAACUUACAAAAAAGGAUAUAUGGCUUGAAAAUCAACCUACUUGAUUAAGCCGUCAACUAAGCCUCAUAAGAAGCCAAGAGCAGUCUUGAAGAAGGAGAACUGCUCAGUAUCCAACCUUAGAAUGCCAUCGAACAAACUAAUUAAUGAUAUAGGGGAGAUUACUUCCCUUAAGAGAAGCUUGAAGGCUGGUCCUGAGAAGGCUUAAGAAGAUCCUCCUUCAAAAUAUCUGAUGAUCUGUAUUCAUCUUGCUAUAUUUAAC